This is a messenger RNA of Marmota flaviventris (yellow-bellied marmot), 954 nucleotides long. NCBI's taxonomy places the organism in Eukaryota, Metazoa, Chordata, Mammalia, Rodentia, Sciuridae. The record is from RefSeq and is a predicted model, not a curated record.
AUGGUGGGGUCUCCGUUCGUUGUCCCACCCAGGCCGAUUCUUUCACUGAACCCACAGGAAGACGUCCAGUUUCAGAAGGAAGUGCAGCACGUCAGCCAGCGAGUAACCCAGCAAAAAAAGCAAGAAAAACUUAUUCCUGGAGUAAUUUUUGUGGGCCUUCUGUCUCCAGCACUUUAUGAAACCCAAAUCAAAGCAUAUUUCUCCCAGUUUGGCACUAUUAUAAGAUUUAGACUAUCCAGAAGUAAAAAGAUUGGAAAUAGAAGAGGCUAUGCCUUUGUGGAGUAUAAGUCUGAAGAUGUUGCCAAGAUAGUUGCUGAAACAAUGAAUAACUACAUUUUUGGUGAAAGACUCUUGGUGUGUCAUUUUAUGCCACCAGAAAAAGUACACAAAAAACUUUUUAAAGAGUGGAAUGCUCCAUUUCGUCAGCCAUCGUAUCCAGCCAUGAAGCGGUAUAAUCGGAAUCCGACAUUUUUUCAAAAAUGCAAAUGGAAGAGCAAUUUAAAAAGAAAGAAAAAUUUCUCAGGAAAAAAAAUAGCAGCAAAAGGAAUUAAUUAUGAUUUUUCUUCAUUGGUUUUAUCAUCCAGUAAGACCAAAGAUCCUUCAGAUAAACCUACAAAGAAGAAAAAGUCUUCAGGCAUACCAAAGAAGAAGAAGAAGUGGGUUUCUAAAGGCACUGCUGCCACUCCUGAGAAGUCUAUAGAUAGCCAGGGCCCUACACCAGUUUGUACACCAACAAUGUUAGAGAAACUAAAAUCUGAAGUGGCGGGAAUGGAUGAUGAUGAAGAUAAUGAAAUAGUUUUCAAGCAGGCCGUAUACGGUGAAGAAGGAGCAGUAGAGACUCCAACACCUAAACAGUCAGGGAAGAAAAGACAAAGACAAAAACCAAAUGGAGAAGCCUUGACCAUCACUGCAUCUCAUAGUGACCUGGAUAUUUCCCUGGUCCCAGAAGUUUGA